UGGAAUAAGUGAUGGGAGCGCACUCACUAUACUGGGGUGGCCCAUACUGUACGGAGAGCAGUUUGUACUGUUAACCCCAGACGUGGCUUUUGAUGAUACUAAUUGUUCCACUUCUCUGCAUUUUACACAAAGCCAUGGAAAAGAAUGCCACCUCCGGAGGCACGGAAGGCCAGCGUGACAUCUACCACCAGAAGCCGGAAAACAAGGAUGAAGAGGGAGCACAGCACUCUGAAGUCGAGCAGGAAAAGUGCAAGGAAAAGAUGGGGAAGAAAACGUUGGCAGAUGUAAUUCAAGAAAUGAAAACUUUUCUGUGGAAUUCAGAGAAGAGAGAAUGUAUGGGAAGAACAGUUCAGAGCUGGGGCUUGAUCUUACUCUUUUACCUCAUUUUGUACAUGUUUCUGGCUGGGAUGUUCUCCUUUUGUAUGUACGGGUUGCUGCUCACUCUGAGCCCCUACACGCCUACGUACAGGGACAGAGUCUCGCCGCCAGGAGUAAUGAUUAGACCAUACUUACAUGGAUUUACCAUUGCCUUCAAUGUCUCCGAGCCCAGCACAUGGACACCUUAUGUGAACAGCAUGCAUCACUUCCUACAAGCUUAUGAUGACAACGUUCAAGAGGAAAAGAACAUUGAGUGCCCAGCAGGCCAAUACUUUGUUCAAGACGGCGCGGAAAGCGAAGAGAAGAAAGCCUGUCAGUUCAAGCGAUCACAGCUGCAGAACUGUUCUGGGAUUGAGGAUCCCACGUUUGGCUACUCUACAGGCCAGCCAUGCAUCUUGCUGAAGAUGAACCGGAUCAUAGGCUAUCGACCUGGCUAUGGGACGCCUGUGAGCGUGAACUGUGCCAUUCAGAAAGGCAAUGAAAGCGCUCUUAAAUCAGUGGACUUCUACCCAGGCAAUGGAACAUUUGAUCUCAUGUACUAUCCCUACUAUGGCAAGCUCACUCACGUCAACUACACCUCCCCGCUGGUGGCUCUGCACUUCACAGAUGUGAAGAAGAAUGAUUUUGUCCCCAUUCAGUGCAGACUGAAUGGGGAAGGAAUUGUGAAUGAUGUGACUAAUGAUCGUUUCCUGGGCCGAAUCACCUUUACACUCAGCAUCGGAAUGUAGUCCAUGCAAACGUUCACCAAGCACAUUUUUUAACUCUUUAUGGCAAGCAGGUGCUUUUUCCACUCCACCUUUUAAACAUAAUGGCAGAAUAUAGCACCUCUUUUGUUAGGGAAACAAAUUGUUUCCAAUAUAAGUUAGACACGUCUUUAUUGGAUUUUUUUAUAUAGAGAGAGACAACCGCACGUAAUAUAGACUGAGGAGCUACAUUUUUUAAAUGUAAAUGCUUAACAAAGCUUAUUGGCAGUAUAGAUCCAGUCUUGUAACUACAGGUAGAGGGCCCAGGUAAAACAUUUCAAUAUUGAUUUUAAAUACUUACAGGACAUUUUAAUACUAUUUUCAUAGAGUCACUUCAAAAAGGAACAUUCCUGACCUUAUAUUUUACUUUUUAUCAUAGUUUUAAGUACAUUUCCCAGGUAGAAACUACAUGAAUCAGUAGUGGAGGGCACUCCCACAAUCUUUUGGGUUACAUGUGUAAAACUAAUAAAAAUCAAGUAAAAUGGCCCAUCUCAAAAUCCCUUGAGCCCA
This is a messenger RNA of Mauremys reevesii (Reeves's turtle), 1631 nucleotides long. RefSeq names its product ATPase Na+/K+ transporting family member beta 4 (gene ATP1B4). Lineage: Eukaryota; Metazoa; Chordata; Testudines; Geoemydidae. Gene Ontology annotation, biological process: regulation of DNA-templated transcription; potassium ion transport; sodium ion transport. Bases 93 to 1106 code for a protein of 337 amino acids. Gene Ontology annotation, cellular component: sodium:potassium-exchanging ATPase complex; nuclear inner membrane. The transcript is spliced from 8 exons. The record is from RefSeq and is a predicted model, not a curated record.